This is a messenger RNA of Diuraphis noxia (Russian wheat aphid), 2323 nucleotides long. RefSeq names its product SPARC related modular calcium binding-like protein magu (gene magu). Gene Ontology annotation, molecular function: extracellular matrix binding; heparin binding; protein binding. Gene Ontology annotation, cellular component: basement membrane. Gene Ontology annotation, biological process: extracellular matrix organization. NCBI's taxonomy places the organism in Eukaryota, Metazoa, Arthropoda, Insecta, Hemiptera, Aphididae. The record is from RefSeq and is a predicted model, not a curated record.
AGUAUAGCCCGACGGUCCGCCGAGUAAACCACGACACCGACACGAGGACGUACCUCUAAUAUUAUGCUUAAAAUWUAUUCUGUUAUUUAAAACAUUUUUUAUUUUAUAUUUAAUUUACCGAUCGACUGGAUAUACGAAUCGUAUUUUAUCCUGCUCAUAUAAUCUUCGUUGUUGAUAUACUUCAAGUCAUUAUUAUCAUAAUUAUUUUAAAUCGUUAUUUACCGCGUAUUUAUCAAAACACUUGUCGAUUUUUGUUUGCCGUUCUUUUUCUUGUUUAAUGCAGUUCGGUUUCUUUUUCUGCCGCGUCUGUUACAUUGUUCGCAACGAUGAUUUUAUUGUGAUACGACAAACUUCUGCAGCCACAUACACAUAGACAUACAGUUGUGCACYCAGACUAUAAAAGAUUUGUGAAGGCAUGUGCUUAAGUCGAUUGAUGCACACGUGCUACGGCUACAGAAAUCGGUAGAUCGAAGUAUUGAACACCCCGGAGAAGAAUGACACGUCAAUUACCGUCAUGAACUUUUAUUCAGUCGCUGAGCUAUUGCCAUGGUUGUUGUUGUUAUUUUCCUCGACUGGCUUCGCUUCUCCCGUUCCAAACAAGGAGUUUGAUUGCAAAGGCCGAGUAGAACGGUGCGAAAGGAAGAAGGCCGCCACGAGGAGACCAGUGUGCGGCACAGACAACAUUAGUUACCCGAGUAGAUGCGCCUUACUGCGGGUCCGAUGCUUUAAUGACUCAUUGUUGCGUGUCAAGCACCGGGGAAGAUGCAAAGAAAAGCAGCCUUGUUGGGUGGAUCAAACUACAAAAUCAGGUGAUCCAACUAGAACUCCGGACUCGUAUAUGCCCAGGUGCAAAGCGGACGGGACUUACUUCCGGAUUCAAUGCCAUAAAAAAGAAGGAUAUUGUUGGUGUGUAACACCUGCGGGAAAAGUGGUGUCCAACACCAUUGUUCGAGGACAAAAGCCCAAAUGUGAUAACGACAGAGGCAAAUGGCGUAGAGGUUCUUUGCAGAAAGGAGGUAAUCUCAGAAGAGAAUGCAGUAAAAGCGAUAAAGCAAUAUUUAUCAAUAAUUUAGUCAGAAUAUUCAAAACGGAGUACAAUCGAGAUCAGUACGCAGCACUAUUAAAUGGUGACCGUUCAGUACUGGACCCGAUUACGUUGGACAAACGAGUCACUGAAUGGAAAUUCAGUUCUUUGGACACGGACAAAAACGAAUCCCUCACUAAAAUAGAAUACAGAGACCUAAAGAGACUAGUUCGCAAAGUAGUCAGGCCUAAGAGAUGUUCCAGAACAUUUAUCCGCACGUGCGACACGGACCAUAACAGCGUAGUGUCGAAAAUCGAAUGGACGAAUUGUUUGUCGAUUGACGAAAUAUCGGGCGUAAAGUCAUCGACAACCUCGACUACGACGACGACAACCACCACCACUACGACUACCACUACAACGACCGAAAUCCCCCCGCCGGAUGACUACGAAGAUAAAGACGACGAUGGAAUCGGACUCGAGGAAGCCGAUCCUGAAGACAUACUACAAGAAAGCGUAGCUACGCUUAGUGGUACUCUUCCGGGUUUAAUGGCCGAAGGCGACCAAGAGGAAGAGGCUGAAGUUAAUGAUUGUUUAACGGACAGACAGGAAGCAUUAGAUGAUCCAUCGACUUCAUCUCACAAGUACAUACCAGAAUGUACAACAGAUGGAAGAUAUAAACGUGUUCAAUGUUACAAAUCAGUCGGUUACUGUUGGUGCGCACAAGAAGACACAGGAAAACCAAUACCUGGAACCUCGGUGAAAGAUUCUAAUCCUAAAUGUGAUGAUGGCAUUCCUUUAUUUUCACGGCCAAUKAAAGGCUGCCCAGAGCAUAAAAAAAAUAUUUUUUUAAAAGAUCUCAUGGAUUACCUACGACAAAAACACAGUAAAAACAAUAAUGCAUCAUUUUCUAAUGACUAUGAGUCGAUAAUUUCAAACAUUUUUCAUACUUUGGAUACAAAUCACAAUAAAGUGUUAGAGCGCAAAGAAUGGAAGAGUUUUCGUGAAGAAAUGUCAGCCAACAACAAACUAAAAAGAUGUGGGAAAAAACUGCCUCGACAUUGUGAUGUAAAUCAUGAUAACAAAAUUGGCUUUACAGAAUGGUUAAACUGUUUAAAUGUUAACCAUGUUCAGACUCAAACACAACCCAAUGAAUCCAACACAACAAUAAUUGCUAAAAGAAGAGGGCCUAAUCCACUUGAAUCAUAUCUCAAGGGAGAUGACUAAAUGGCAUGAUAAAAUAAUAAAAUAAAAUAGAGCAAAAUUAAUUUUUAUUAAGACUGUUUGUAAAUUAUGAAUUAA